Messenger RNA from Racocetra persica, 132 nucleotides. The record is from the annotation of a GenBank genome assembly. NCBI's taxonomy places the organism in Eukaryota, Fungi, Glomeromycota, Glomeromycetes, Diversisporales, Gigasporaceae.
AAUCUAAUGAUCUUGGUCCAAUAAUUAUGACUGCAAUUAAUUAUAUUAAUAGUAAAAAAUGGGAUAUAACAGAAAGUGAUUGUUUUUUUCAAUAUCAUACAAAUUUACCUGCAAUAUUAAUUUUACAAAAAG